GAUGUUAGGAAUACUGAGAUGUAAUGGUUGCUGGGAUGUAAGGAAUGCCGUGAUAUAAGGGUGCAGAGAUAUAGUGGAAUCAGAGAUAUAAAGGGUGCAGACGAAACAGGUAGAUCUGCACCCCUCGUCACUCGCCAGUGUGAGAUGUGGUAAAGGUGAAAUUGUUUUAGCGGCAAAUGAAAAACUGUGAAAUAGAAUAACAGAAGCACAGUACACAAAGAAUAUUCCCAUGCCGAGAAUCGUUGCAACAUGUUUGUGGAAGAUUUAGAAAGAGGAUUUUAUCGUUUGAUAAGAGAUGAUAGAUGUCUGCUGUUAGUUAAUUUUGAUGUUGACGCUAUUUGUGCUUGUCGAAUCUUGCAGCAACUUUUUAAAAAUGAUAACAUGAUAUAUACGCUUAUACCUGUUCAGGGUGUUCAAGACAUGGUCCAUGCAUUUGAAGAACAUUGCGAAGAGAUAAAGAAUGUUAUUUUUAUAAAUUGCGGUGGUACAUUAGAUCUAGUAGAAUUACUACAGCCUGCAGAGUCUGUGAUAUUUUAUGUUCUCGAUAGUCAUAGGCCCUAUGAUUUAUGUAAUAUAUAUUCUGAAAGUCAAGUGUGUAUACUUGGAAAGGCUGAUGAAGAUGAAGAAAUUCCAGAAUAUAAUGAAGUCUUUAGAGAUGAUUCUUCUGAUGAAAAUGAUAGCGAGGAGGAAACAGAUGAAACUCAAAGAAAACGGCGAAGAUUAAACGAAGAGGAUAUUAUUAAAAGGGUCGAACGAAGAAAGUGGUCCGAAAAGCGAGCAACUAUUUUAUUUAAUUAUACACAGUAUAGUUAUUAUGGCAGAUCAAGUGCAAUGCUCGUUUUUGACAUGGCAUGGAAUAUGUCGAAAGAUAAUUUGGAUAUGGUUUGGUGGGCAAUAGUUGGCUCUACCGAACAAGCUAUUCUUGGUAAAGUAGAAUCAAGAUUAAGCAUUCUUGAAGAGGGUUCCCUUCAAGCUCACGUCUCUAGGUUAACACGUAGACAAGGAGCUGAAGUUGAUCAACAGCAGCAGCAGCAGCAACAGCAACAACAACAAAGUACAGUCAGAAUUACCUAUGAUAAAGAUCUCUUACUUGUAUUAUAUCGGCAUUGGACCGUAGAAGCUAGUUUAAGACAUUCGAUACCAACUGCAGUAUCAUUACGACUUUGGUCGAUUAGAGGAGAACAACGUCUAAAAGAACUUCUAGCUGAAAUGGGUUUACCUUUAGCACAAUCGAGGCAACGAUUUUCUGCAAUGGAUCUAACGCUUAGACAAGAAUUUAGGCAAAUGGUUGAAAAAUUAGCAGGAAAAUAUAAAGUAGAUACUAUUAUCGGGACAAGUUUUACUCUUCAGUAUGGUUACAGGUUUAAAUACUGUGCAUCAGACAUAGUCUAUGCUAUGCUAGCCUUAAUGGAAUCUUCUUCGAAAGAAAAGUUACCGCAACGUUGUUUUUUAGAUGCAUUAGAUUGUUUAUCACGCACGAAAAAGGGUAUUUUAGAAAGUGGUAUAGAAAAAGCAAAAUUUAUGCUCAAUAAUAUUUUCAAGGCUGCACAAAGUAUUUUACAGAUGAAACAGAUUAGAAGCGCUGGUUCGUUUCUUUACGUAAUUGUCCCUGAAGGAUGUAUUAACAGUCAUAUGUUCACACAUCCAUAUCCGUUAUUGAUAUUAUCUCAGUAUAUUUUAAAGGCUUAUGUGGACUCUUCAAAAAAUAGACGAGCACCAGAAUGGCCACUUGUAGCUUCUUCGAUAUAUAACGAGGAAAUGGGUACAUCUCUCAUGGUGGGUAUACCACCAGUAUGCGAAGACCAACCAAAAAGUUUAUUUGGAAGAGCCUUUGAACAAGCGGCUAAAAAUACAAACUCGUAUAUAGAGGCAGAUUAUUUUGAUACCACAGUAAUAAGACUGAAAACCGAAGAAAGACCGAAAUUUUUAAAUGCUCUGGCAGCUCUCCUAGUGUAAAAAUUUUAAUAAUUAAUAUGACGUAUAAAUAUAAGAAAUCCUUUCCCGAUAUUUAUUUUUUAGGUCGAAUAGUACAAAUAGUGACAAUAAUUUUUAAAUAAUACGACGAAUAAGAUCAAUGUAAUUUUCCUUUAUUUUUUACGACAUACCGUAGGCUUUUUGGUUAACGUGAAUCACACAUAUUUAUUUUAUAACUGACGACACAUAUAGGUUUAAUUGUAUUAUAGACACAUGUAUAAAGCGAAAUUAAUGCGGUUGAAUGAUACGUUUCUUUCCGAUCAUGGAAUGAAAAUAAUUAAAUCAGGUUAAAUAUUAGGUUGUGUAAUAAAUUCUCGCGUUUUUUGUAUUUUAUUAUUUUACCGUAAUUUUGUGUUUUGAUAGGUAAAGUAUAUAUGUACAGAUGUCAAAAGCCUGAAAAUUGAUUAAAGUUACUUAAUUCGAAAAAUUGCGGGAAAAAAAUAAUACAACCUAAUACAAACGUUCAAGAAAGUAACUACGUUGUAAAAAAUAAAUUACUAGAUUGUAAAUGUAUGAUGUAAUUUUUAUAUAAAUAUACUUACAAAAUGAAAAACAAAAGUGUCAAUAAAUUUGUAGUAAUCCAAGAUACCUUUGACGUGGUUCAUUUGACGUUUAUUAAGUAAUACAUUAGAAUAUAUUAACAUGUGCGUGUGUACACUUAAAAAUACAAUUCGCUCAGUUUUCAUUGACUAUGAUAUUAUAAUACAUGUCUUUUGGUUAUUUCCACAAAGGGGUUGUGCGAAUACAAACGCAACAUUGCGCGAGAUCCUUCCUACGAAAGGAGCAAUGGUAUCACAGAGAUAGGAUCGAGAAGAGAGGAUGGGGGCUUCUUUAUUUUGUGGUUGUAUAAUGACCACAUGGAAAACCUAACUGCUCCUUCCUUCGCAUGGUCUGCAAUAAAUUUCUAUCAAAUCGUUCCUCGAAUAAAAAUUCAAGUAGAAACCUGAUCAUUUUUGGUUGGAAUUUUGUGUACCGCAGCUAUUUUGUUCGUAGGUAAUUUGUCGUUACGAAAUCCAUCGACAAACUGUUGUACUGAAUCUACAGUUAUUUCGGCGCCAUCCUCCAUCACGACAUAAACUCCUCGAGGUAUAUCAAUCGCUGUUAAAAGUGGGACAGCAUCGUCUAAACCAACAAAUUCGCGAAGAAUGUCGGACGUUUCACACUGUGAUAAAUAAAAGCAAUGAUGUACCUAUUAAAUACAAAAUAAUCAUAUUACUAUCUACACCUGAAACGGUACUUACAUCUAAUGCUAUAUAAAAUUGUAAAACAUCAUCAGGAUCGUCAUAGUUUGGAUCGUAAUCAGGUCUAUGUUUCCUGUACGCUUGGGCAGCUGGCAUUAAUACACUUUCUGCGAAUUGAAUCUCGCAGUCUUCACCUUC
Molecule: messenger RNA, 3353 nt
Organism: Osmia lignaria (orchard mason bee)
Lineage: Eukaryota; Metazoa; Arthropoda; Insecta; Hymenoptera; Megachilidae
Gene: Cdc45
Product: cell division cycle protein 45
Biological process (GO): mitotic DNA replication preinitiation complex assembly; double-strand break repair via break-induced replication; DNA replication initiation
Cellular component (GO): DNA replication preinitiation complex
Molecular function (GO): single-stranded DNA binding; chromatin binding; DNA replication origin binding
Source: RefSeq, a predicted model, not a curated record